UCCGCGCUUACACAGUAUGGCCGGCGAUAUUAGCUAACAUUUGCCUACGGUAUUCUCUGUAAAAGGGAAGACGGUAAAAAAAAAACAAGGCAACUACAUCUGGACUGCUCAAGGACUGUAACUAAGCUAAUAAAUUAUAACAUCCAACAAAGGACUAAUUUAACUGGGAUCCAUCCGACGGUUUAAUUUCUGUUGUUGGAGUCUGUUUGUCUCACGAUGGAAGACAGCAGUGCACACUUCUUCGAGGGGACCGAGAAGCUCUUGGAGGUGUGGUUCUCCCGAGAAGACGAAGGCAAAGGAACCGGGGACCUGCGCACUAUCCCCAGAUUUGAGUGGGACAAACUUCUGGAGAAUGUGCAUUGUUUGAUUAUAAGUGUGACAAAGACUGACAAGCAGGAAGCUUAUAUACUCAGUGAGAGUAGCAUGUUUGUCUCCAAGAGACGUUUCAUUUUGAAGACAUGCGGAACCACCCUCUUACUGCAGGCACUGGUGCCACUGCUGGAGCUGGCUCGUGAGUACUGCGGCUUUGAUGCCAUCGAGAAUUUCUUCUAUUCUCGUAAAAAUUUUAUGAAGCCCACCCAUCAAGAGUUCCCUCACCGCAACUUCCAGGAGGAAGUCGAGUUCCUCAGCCAGAUUUUUCCAAAUGGAGCAGCCUACUGUAUGGGACGUCUGAACUCAGACUGCUGGUAUCUGUUUACGCUGGAGCUGCCGGAGUUCUGGGAGAACAAGCAGGCGGACCAGACCCUAGAAGUUCUGAUGAGUGACCUCGAACCGGCUGUGAUGGACCAGUUCUUCAUGAAAGACGGUGUUUCUGCUAAUGAUGUCACUCGUAUGAGUGGAAUUCGUGACCUGAUUCCAGGUUCAGUGAUUGAUGCCACAAUGUUCAACCCUUGUGGAUACUCCAUGAAUGGAAUGAAAACGGAUGGAACUUACUGGACGAUUCACAUCACCCCCGAACCGGAGUUCUCCUAUGUCAGCUUUGAAACCAACCUCUCCCAGACGUCUUAUGACGAGCUUAUCCGCAAAGUCGUGGAUGUCUUCAAACCAGGGAAAUUUGUGACAACGCUUUUCGUCAAUCAGAGCUCCAAAUGUCGCAGCGUUUUCACUUCGGCUCAGAGGCUCGAGGGUUACCGCCUGCUGGACCGUCAGCUGGCCCACUUCAACGACUACAACUUCGUCUUCACCAGUUACGCCAAGAGCCAGAAGCAGAGCUGAACCUCCGACAUGAAGAAGCGUAAAAAGAAAUCCUGCCGCUGCGAGGAACAACUCUGCGGCCGGCGGUGUUUGUGCGCGGAGUCUUCUGGCUCUAGAUCUUCCCUGAGUUUAACAUUUAUGCAUUCUUGUACCUGUGACGUAGAUAUCAUGCAUGAAAGCUCUUCCUGUGUGUCUGUAGAUAUUCUAGCCCAUUCUUGCUGUGAUCUUGAAGUGCAUGUAGAGCUCUUGAACGUGGUGGUGGUGUGUGUGAGGCAUGUCACACCAUCCCCGGACAUGCAACGCUCCCUUCCCUUCCUGCAGGUGUCCCCUCGCAUCCCCCACAGACAGGGUUUCCGACCUCACUAGACGAGGACCCUGACGUGCUCAGAUCUCUCUCUUUUUCUGAUACUCACCGGUGUUUUAUAGGGUUUGCGUAAAAGGCGUUUCGGUUUACAUUGAAUUUCCUCUGACUUAAAUACACGUGACGUUGAUUAUUUAAAUUGCAACUCAUUUUUAAAGUAUGCAUUCAGCUCAGCUGUGUAUAGCUAGCUAACUUUUCUGUGACUGUGAAGACAAACUUAAAAUAUUCCUCGUCCAUCUUCUUUUCUUUAACCCUGCAGACAGCUGUUUAGUAAGAGUAACUUGAAGCCUGCUCUGCUUUUAGAAACCGAUUUAGAAAAUGCAUCUUUUGUUUGAAUAUUACGCUCGUUAGGUGGUUAGUAUUAAGCUGAACUGUUAUCAGGUAGACUAAAAAUACUCAUUCUGAUUUUCAUCAUCAGCUUUGCAAGUACCAGAGAAGUGAAUGUUUCGAAAGAUGAGUUACUUAACUGUUGCCUUAAGUGUCAACAACAUAUAGUCUGCAAUAUAUAGCCAUUGUGGUGAAAGUCAACUGUUGUCUUCCUUUCCUCAAAUAAAAUGGCCUUUAACAUGAAUGUGAACAUGAGUUCGUUGAAAGGUGACUGCGUUAUAUAAAAGGAUGGAUGGAUGGAUGUUUCUGAAUAAUGUAGGAAGUGUAGAAGAAGCCAUUAAACGUGUGUGUGUGGGAGAAAGAGGGAAUGGUGAAGGACCCUGGGGCUGUCCAGCACAGAGCCUGCUCAGUGCACGUCUUUGAAUUAAAACAGUUGGACAGACACUUUGCUUUCGUGUGCCGAUCGCACAGCAAAGCAUUUUUCUUUUUCUAAACAAAACGAGUUCUCUCUCUCUUUCUCUACAGUAAGCACACAAUAGGUGUGCACUGAUCUGAGCACGUCAGGGCUGACCCGGAUCAUUCCACACCCCACGCCUGACUAAAGUGCAGUUUUAUUUUAUUUAUUUUUUUUGCAGUAGAUUUGUACACCUCUCCAGAUCGUGCCCUUUUUGUGCA
Cyprinus carpio (common carp) is the source of this 2557-nucleotide messenger RNA. RefSeq names its product S-adenosylmethionine decarboxylase proenzyme. Gene Ontology annotation, molecular function: adenosylmethionine decarboxylase activity. NCBI's taxonomy places the organism in Eukaryota, Metazoa, Chordata, Actinopteri, Cypriniformes, Cyprinidae. Gene Ontology annotation, biological process: spermine biosynthetic process; spermidine biosynthetic process. Gene Ontology annotation, cellular component: cytosol. The record is from RefSeq and is a predicted model, not a curated record.